CUAUCCCUUCUGUUACUCUCUGUUACUAUCACGCAUCCCCAUCCCAUUCCCACCACAGCCCAUCGCAGCCUCACAUGCCUCCCCACUCAAGGACGCUCAGCUCGGUCGCGGCGGAAAUGACUCGUGAUAACAGUUAAAGGAGGUCUAAAGCAAGGUGCUGUGUUACAUUUACUCAGUCUUUUGAAUUGCUCUGGUCUCUUGUAGGAAGUGUUUUCAAAGACCACAGAUAUGAUUUUUUUUUUCCCCAUGAGAGGGGCACUGGCCAAGGGCAACAAAAUAGAUAGCCCAUAGUCGUAUCAUUUCCUUCGCUAUUUUUCCCUCAUCGUGCAAUUUUUUUUUUUUUUUUUUUUUACGGAAGAAAAAAUUCUGGCGUUCUGCGGUGGUGCUGUUAAAAUCGAAAGCAUAUUUGAAGGAUAAGAAAAAGAUAGCCUUUAUUUGUACCAUUUCAUAUAUUCCCAUUUUCACGAAGAUAUCACCGGCUUCUGGCGAAUGGUGGCAAAGAUGAAGCAAGUGGCGGGCACGGUGCUGUGGUGGUGCGUGGCGGUCGUGGAGGCGGGCACAGAGGCGACAGGUGAGGUGGCUCACGUGACGGAUCUCAUCAACACCUUGUACGACCUGUCUCCCGUGCACAAGCUGCCCACGUGGGAGUCCCCGCUCACCAUAUUCGGCGUGAGGGCGGAGGGCGAUGUUGACAUAGUCUUCCUGCAUCCCUCCAGCCGCGCCAACGUGACAAUAUCCAUCCAGAUGUCCAGGUUUUCAGGGGAGACUCAGCUGACGAAUUACUGGCAGAGUCCCAACGGCAGUGAGACUGUGGUGAGCAGGGACGUGGUGUACCUCAGUCCGCACACCUUCACCUGGUUCACAGUGUUCAGGAGGGACAGCUUCAUCGCCCUCUAUAUGGAGAAAGAGGUGCGGCUCAUCCUAGCCUACACGCAGGAAAAGGGCACGAAGCUCAACUUCCUGGACUACACUGAUUUUAGAGUGCAGUCUUACUACGAUGCCGUGUGGGACUUCCUGGGCUACCAGUACCCGGGCCUGGGCAAGGGUCCGGGCUACGUGGAGGUGGUGAAGGAGGUGCAGGCCGCCGCCAAGGGUCUCAUCCAUAGGCUACUAAUGCUUGAACAAGUCCUCGAUGCCAAGCCCCUCGAUAGAAUGCCACAGACAACUAAAAAAAUUUUCCUCACACACCUGCAAAGAACGGAAGCCUUCAUGUUCUUGUGCAGGUUUUAUGGAAUUAACUUUGUCAAGCACGUAAAGUUUUUCCUUGGAAGAGACUGAAGGCUGCCUUUAAGGAGAUGCAUGAGAAGUGAGGGUACAGACAGCGCCAGUCUGUCACGGCAGAGAAGAGACAGGGAGACGAGUAGCUAAGCAAAGCAAGCAAGAGGAGCUUCAACCAUGACUAAACCCCGAGACUGAUGACUCAUGUGUGAGAAUUUUGUAGAGAAAAGUGAUUUUAAAUACUUUGAAUUCUCUCUCUCUCUCUCUCUCUCUCUCUCUCUCUCUCUCUCUCUCUCUCUCUCUCUCUCUCUCUCUCUCUCUCUCUCUCUCUCUUCAAUAAGUACUUGUAGAUAAAUCCUGUUUAUUUCGGAUCUGACAGAGAGGAAUAACUAGUGUAAGAAGUUUUAUGAAGGCAUUUCCAUUGAUAAUAUAAACGACUCUUAUAGUUAUUGGCAUUUCUCCCUUCAUGCCACAGAUGUGACGUCACCGGCAGCCAUCUUUAAAAUGACGCCAGCUGAAGGCCUGGAGCUCAUUAAAGAUGGCGGAUUGACGGUUCAGUGAACAUUAGAAUGCAUCACUGCAUCACCUGCAAGUCAAUUAUCUGCCUCAUGACCAGUUUGGUUUCAGGAGUGAGAGAUGAACAGAGGACCAUCUCUUAGUGGCAGACAAUACCAUCACCACAUGGACACUGAUACAUACCUCUGAUGUAGCAUCAGCAGCUUGAGGGAAUGAAGGGAGGGCUGGUGGCCAAGAUUAGCGGAGAAGGAAGGAUGAAGAAACAGAUGGGCAGCAGAGUGGAAGAAAAGAUGCACCUGAGCAUCACCUCACUGUGAACACCAGCAACACUUCCCUCUGCCACACACCACACUGACAACUUCAGCUGUGAAUGUGUCUGCCAGCAACUCAGAAGUGACCUGCUGCUGUGCUCUGCCACGCUCUACCAGUUCCCUUGUCUCUAUUAGCUGGGCCUGCACGUCCACUACCAAAUCCUGCCGGUUUCCUAUCAAACUCUCAGCCUCUGUCUUGAUCCGUUCAGCCUCUUGAGACAGUGAGGUUGCUGCAUGAAAGAAAGGCACAGUCAAAGACCACCAAGGAUACAAUCAUAAGAAAUAUGGUUUAGUGCAGCUGUGCUAGGACUCACCAUCAGCUUUGAGUGCAGCAGCAUCAAUGGGAGGGAUGGCAAUGCUGGAAGCAUCAGUGGAUAUUGCCAAGGCCUCCAGGGAAAGCCUACUGGUGCAUUAGGUCUGGAAAACGUGCAUUAAGCGAGCAAAAAUGGGAAUCAAUGAGGGGAGGUUUUUCCCCAUUGUGUUGUUUUCUUGCCUAAAAGCUUACAGUCCUAUUCAGGAAGAUACCAGCAUUGUCCAAGGUGAAUCAAAAGGAAAGAAAAUACCUACUCUAAAGAACAGACAUCACUUCUUGUACUUCCCUGCUGCUGGAAAUUUUAAUAUCCUGGGCUACAGGAAUUAUCCACUAGUCAGAACCUGAUCCACAUCAUCAUGUGCACAUGCCCUGCACUGCAUGGCCUCACCCUGAGUGCCUCCUGGGCCCGCUGGAUGAUGCCCUCGGCCUGUGUGAUGUUGAACUUCCCUUGGACAGCCAAGUCUGAACCCAGCCCAAUGGCAGUCCUGAUCUCUUUCAGCAAUUUCACCACAGUUCCAAUGCGCUCCUCCAGCUCCUCAAUGUGCUUGGCCACUGUCUUGUCCCCUGGAAAGUAUUAUCAGAUAACAACCACCCAACCACUCAACUUUGUCAUUUCUAAAAGUAAACAAAAGUGAGAUGAGAAUAUAAUUUUUUAAAUACUCUGGAUUAUGUUCCUUUUCAGAUUCUGUAAUACAUAGGCAGAUCAACUUACGACUGGACUUCUUUUUAGACUGGAAAUAUCAAAUACAGUAAUUGAUCCAGUAUCCAUCCUUCCAUCCUAAUUUGUGCAGGGCAUGUCUGGAUGUUGCAUGUCCAAUUAAUUCUCAUCAUUUAUGGGACAUCAGUACAGGAAAUGGUUUUGUGCAGUAUUAUAUGCAUGUACAACAAAUUCUUAGUUAUGUUACUUCCAAAACAUUUCUGCCACAAGUGCUUAUU
Scylla paramamosain (green mud crab) is the source of this 3294-nucleotide messenger RNA. RefSeq lists its product as uncharacterized. Lineage: Eukaryota; Metazoa; Arthropoda; Malacostraca; Decapoda; Portunidae. The transcript has 7 exons. The coding region runs from base 490 to 1278 and encodes 262 amino acids. The record is from RefSeq and is a predicted model, not a curated record.